Messenger RNA from Condylostylus longicornis, 978 nucleotides. Its product is annotated as dnaJ homolog subfamily C member 17. The transcript is spliced from 2 exons. Gene Ontology annotation, cellular component: spliceosomal complex. NCBI's taxonomy places the organism in Eukaryota, Metazoa, Arthropoda, Insecta, Diptera, Dolichopodidae. The record is from RefSeq and is a predicted model, not a curated record. The coding region runs from base 72 to 944 and encodes 290 amino acids. Gene Ontology annotation, biological process: spliceosomal complex disassembly. Gene Ontology annotation, molecular function: RNA binding.
AAACGUUCAUUUAACGAUUUUGAUGGAAAAAUAUUAAAAGUUGGAAAAGGAUAUUUUGUAAUAGUUAAAUAAUGGUAGACAUAAAAAAGUAUUGUGAAAAAGAUUUGUAUGAAUUGCUUGGCGUACAACAUGACGCCACGGAAUCAGAAAUUCGAAAAGCUUACAGGAAGAAGGCAUUAGAUUGUCAUCCAGAUAAAAACCCUGAUAAUCCUAAAGCCGCUGAACUCUUUCAAGAAUUAUCGAAAAUUCUUGAAAUCCUAACCGAUAAAUCGGCUAAAUCUGCUUAUGAUAAAAUACUUAAUGCAAAAAAAGCGGCAAAAAUAAGAAAUCAGAAAUUAGAUAGCAAACGACAAAAACUGAAAGCAGAUUUAGAAGAAAGAGAACGUAAUUGUUCACUUAAUCCUUAUAAAGCACAUGGAUAUAGCACGCCAAAGACAGAUGAGGAAAUAUUGCAGGCUGAAAUCGAACGAUUACGAAAAGAGGGCUCUCUCUUGCUACAAGAAGAACAGGAAUUAAUGAAAAAGCAAUUGUCAGCGGAAAAAAUUAAAUUAGAAAAUCAAUAUAAUUCUUCGCAACAUAAGAUAAAAAUUAAAUGGAAAGUAAAUGCAGAUCCUAAAUUAAAUUAUACUGAAGAAGUAUUAAAAAAUUAUUUUAAAAAGUACGGUGAUAUCGUUGCUAUUGUAGUGUCAAGCAAAAACAGUAGUGCUUUAAUAGAAUUUAAAACACAGGAUGCUGGAGAAAUGGCUGUAGCUUACGAAAAAGGUAAUCUAUUAAAUCCAUUACACUUAGAAUGGAUAGGAGAACCUCCAAAAAAAAACCGCGCACAAGCUAGUUCUACAAUUUCAGAUUUAGAUUUUGAAAGUCUUGUACUGCGACAAAUGAGACAAGCUGAAGAACGUAAGCGUCUAAUUGAUCAGAUGAUGAAAGAGGAUACAAAAAAUUAGCAAAAUUUUAAUUAUAUUUUUUUUAAAAAUAAAA